AUGUAGGGAGUGUUGAAUAGUGACAAUGGCAAAUUCCCGCCAGAAUUGAAAAUUAGGAAUAAUGUUUUUCUUUUAAUCCACAAAAGUAUACCUGUGCUUAUGAAAUAUAAGUUUAAGUGCAUUUAGGGAACUUCAAAUAUGUGAUGUGUUGGUGGGGGACUGUUACAGGUAAUGUGGUUUUAGACUUGAUGUGUCGUAGUCCAACUUUGUGCCUUAUAAGGCCCUUCUAGGGUCUAGGUAAUACUGUACUGUGAAAACUCAACCUUUGGACAAUCACCAUAGAGAAUGUUUGUAGUCAACUUGUAGUAAUGAAUCUGUCAUUGUAGCAUAGGACUCUGGAAUCUAUCAUUGGAAAGUUAACUUUAUUAUAAUACAUAAUUUGUUUUGCCAAGGACAGGCCUGUUUCUAUACUGUAUAUGCCUUAUAUUGAAUUCCCCCCCCCCCCUUCCUGGUGAAACUACAGACCAUUCCUAGGAUGCAACCCCACAACAGUUGACUAACUCCUGGGGUACCUAUUACUAGGUGAACAGAGGCAUUAGGUGAAAAGAAACGUGUCCAACCAUUUCUAUCCCACCUGCAAAUCUAACCCGAGAUCUCUGAUUGGGAGUCGGAAAUGGCGUGAACUGUACUACGAGACCCUGUAAAGGAGUUGGCUGGCUUUUGAUGAUUGCCGCACUUAAAAGCAGUGUAUGCGUAGCAUCUUCAAUAUUUACGUGGUAAAAUCUAAUGGCUUGAAGUUGUAACAUGAAGAGGAAAUGUACAUCAAAUGAAGGGAAGGAAUCCAAUAGACAGACAAAGUUAAACGGUAGAAAAAGGAACAAUAUAACAAAAUCAGUUGAAAUAGAAGUUACCACUACUGUUGAAGACUCCAACAUUGUUAUGGAUUUAAACACUCUUGAAAAUUCUGAAGAUAUCUUUUCCUCAUUAUCUUCAAAUCUAAGUUCAGAGACAAGUGAAAGUGACUUUGAUUUAUCACCACAGGAAAUCAAGCAAAUUAAAUGUAGCUUAACUUCCAAAACCUUUGUGACUUCAGAAAGGAAAGCUGAAUUAUGGCAAGAGAUUUGUAACGAGGCGGCCGUAACAGAGUAGGCCGAGAUAGAACUGAGUCGUCGAUUGUAAACAGAGAGAGUGGGUAACGUGCCAGUAUGACUGAGAGAGUUGUGGCUCUGCUGGAUAUGGAUUGCUUCUAUGUGCAGGUUGAGGAACGUGACCACCCAUACAUCAAGGGCGUCCCCGCAGCUGUGGUCCAGUACAACACCUGGAAAGGUGGAGGGAUUAUAGCGGUCAACUAUGAAGCUCGCAGUUUUGGUGUGAAACGAGGCAUGCGUGGAGAUGAAGCUCGAAGUAAAUGUCCAGACAUACAGUUAGUGCAAGUUCCUGUGAGCAGAGGGAAAGCUGAUCUUACUAAGUACCGCAAUGCAGGGAAAGAGGUGAUCAGCGUGUUGUGUGACUUUAGUGACUGCAUAGAGAGAGCAAGCAUUGAUGAAGCAUAUAUUGAUUUCACAAAUGUAAUUGAAGGAAAGAUGAAACAGUUAUGUGCAGAUAAAAUAACUCCAGAUGUACUGAAGUCUACCUGGGUAAUUGGUUUUGACAAGGCUGAAUGUGAGGAUAAAGAAGAUAUGCGUCGGAAAGGAAUAGAAAAUUGGCUGGCUUCACUGUAUAAUGAUGAGGACUGUGCCUUGCCUGUAACCUCUGCUCAUCCUCACUGGGACAAUCUAAGACUAACUUGUGCAGCAAUUCUUUGUGAAGAAAUGAGAAAAGCAGUUUUUGAACGUACCAGCUUUAAGUGUUCUGCUGGAAUAGCUCAUAAUAAGAUGCUUGCCAAGUUAUCAUGCGGACUUCACAAACCCAACCAGCAGACUGUCUUGCCUCAGUGUCAGGUUGGGGAGUUGUGGGAGAAUAUGGAAGUGGGGAAGAUUCGUAAUCUUGGGGGCAAGCUUGGAGCCUCUGUGACAGACGAGCUCAGUUGUGUUACCAUGGCUGAUCUUGGUCGACUUUCCCUCCAGCAGCUGAAGGGAAGAUACGAUGAUAAGACAGCGUACUGGCUUUAUAAUCUUGGGAAAGGAGUGGACAGUGAGCCUGUUAUUUCACGCCAGCUUCCGAAAAGUGUUGGUUGUGGAAAAAAUUUCCAGGGAAAAGAAGCACUAAAUACGAAGGAGAAGGUGCGGAAGUGGAUGCAGAGCCUUGCAGAUGAAUUAUCUGAACGUUUAAAUAUUGAUCAAAACGCAAACAAGCGGCAGGCGAAGACACUAACUGUUAGUAUUAGAGUAGAUGGCGACGAGCGUUGGUUAUCGCUCUCUAGGUCUUGUGGACUCCCGUCUUACAGUGCAGAGCGCAUUAGCCAACUUGGAAUUUCUUUGAUAAAGCACACAAACCAGGCCUUACCUAAAGAUCCUGCAUGGACACCAGCCAUCAAGAAUAUUAGUCUUUCUGCUGGGAAAUUUGAGGACUGGGAAGGAUCUAGUUCAGGAAACAUUCAGGAUAUGUUUAAAAAGGUAGCAUUGAAUAAUUCAUUAGUAUCUCAACAAGAGAGAAUGCCUUCCAUGCCUUGUGAGGAGGAAACACACGAGACUCACAUUGCAAGUACUCCUCAGUUUCUGACCUUAAAGCAUUCUGACAAGAUUUUAGAUGUAUGUGUUGGUGGAAGUUCUGAAUCUAUUAAAAAACACAGCACACAAGUUAAAGAUAAUUUGAUAAAUGAUACAGCAGUUAAUUUGUGCAGCUUGAAAGUUCAUGAAGUGACUGCUGCUAAUAGAAUUAGUACUGAAUCCAUAUCUGAAAAAAGCAAAGGAAUGCAUGAAAAUUCAAACAAUUCAUUCUUUAAAAACUUCAUCUUGAAAAAUACAAAAAAUAAUGAAAAUGCUUGCAAAACUUUUACAUCUCUAAAAAAGAAAACAGAUGAUGGAACCUCUGAAAUAAAUUGUGCUCCUAAUAAUGCUGAGGUAAAAGAAGCAAAACCUGUGAAUACUUGUGAUGGGGAGAUGGAAGAUGAAGAUGAGAGUGAUCUCGAUCUACUUGUUAGUUUCUUAGAUAAAGAUGCAGAAAAUCAGGUCAAUUUAUUAAAUAGUGAUGAUAAAACUUUGUCUAAAAAUAAUGUUCCAAAUUGUGCUGACACUGAUAUAAGCCAUAGUGCUUGUCGACAAAAUACACAUUUAAUUUGUGAAAGUCCAGAUCUCUUUAGUUCAGACGACUCUAAGAGUUCAAUUGAGGUAUUAGAGAGCAGAGACAGUAAGAGCAAAACUGGUGGGAUAAAAAUGAGCAGUUCCACAUGUAAAGCAACAUUGUUAUCAGCUCAAGACAUUCUUGCUGAUGAAAAUCCUAGUGAUAAGCCAGACAACACUGCAGGUGAUAGUGCAUUAUGUUCACAGGUAAGAAAAAAUACAUCACCUGCUCAUACAUUUAGAGAGCAACAUGAAGAGAAAAAUACGUGCAACAUUUUACAAAACUCAGAAAUUUCUGUUCAAGAACUUUUUCCGGACUUGGAGAAUUUUGAUGCUUCAUUGUUGCCUUUACUGCCAAAGAAUUUAAGAUUUGAGGUAGAAAAGGCACUUGCACUUCACAAAGCCAACUGUGAGAAAACACCUGACAAAAAGUAUGGAAUUUUGAAGUAUAUGAGUGGUAAGCCUUCAGAAUGUACAAGAGAUGAAUGUGAAGUUGAGAAUCCUCAGUCUAUGAAACCUCUUGCUAUUGCUGGGUCGAGCAAAACUGUUAUACCUCAAUAUUCAAUAUUUACCAGUAAACAAAGUGAGGACAAUCAAACUCUAUAUACAAAAAUACCUUGCAGUGAAAAUAAUGGUACUGUGAAUGUGUGUAACUCUGACAAUUUUGAAAACCCACAAGUGGGUUCCAGCAAAAACUUGGUUCAGUGUGAGGAGUGCAGCUGUUACAUUUCUGCAUUUGAACUUCCAGAGCACAUGGAUUACCAUGUAGCACUUAAGCUGCAAAAUGAUAUGCAACAAGAGAGAGAUACAGCUACAGUUACAGAGAAAGGAGAAAGAAAAGUUAGUCCAAUGAAACACAAGCCAAGUAAAGGAAAGAAAAGAGGUAAGACUAGUAAGGUCGAAACAUAUCUGGAAAGUAAAAAGAUUAAAACAAUUGAUUUGUUUUUCAAAAGAUGACAUUAACCUAAAUACCACUUUUUCUGAGCUGUUCACAUUUAGUUGUUUGAUGGGUGACACUCUUGGCAUCUAUGUCAUAGGAAACUUUUCAAAUGGUUUUCCCUAUUGGGGCUCAAACAAGACUUCUAGCAGCCUGGUAUACACAACUGGGACCAGCUGGCAGCACCUGACCCACAACAGUCCCCACAGAUUUCCAUCCUAAUUGUUUGAUGUUGUGGCAUCUAUGCUGAGUUAGUGAGUGAAUAUGGUGAGUGACACAACCAUGCCUGAUGUGUUGUGCAAGGAUCCUGAUUUGAUUUUUUUUUACACCCCAAAUAGUAAAAUUUGGGUGUAAAAUUUCAAAUUCGUUUGUUUUUACCUUAUUAUUUCCUUCAUUCUACCAGCUGGGUCCAUGGCCCUUUUUAUUUUAGACUGUAACAUGUGUUUUAGUGGAUGCCUUGCUCAGAUUUUCAUCCGUUUGCAGCAAGAGUAUGGCUGUAGGAUGCUAAUCAUCUGUCCAUGUCCUAUCAUCUGUUAGUGGUUAGGGAUACUGUGCUAAGUUCUGGCCAAGCAGUUGGUAAGACGGUCUCGUUUGAUCCCAAGAAUUUGAACUUAUAGAAUUUUAACUCUUAUACAGCUGUUGAGUAUACAUAAAAUGUACUUUUUGUUGGUUAUUCUUGGCUGAAUUAAUCAUAAUUAAUCAAAGGGGCGGGAUGGCUUGCUCUGUCUGCUCGAGCUUGGUCCUGCGAUUCGUUGGCGUUUUCGGUCAUGUCAUUCGGCCUGUGGUGGCAUUGGGUGGCUCCUCCCUCUUCGGGGGGGGGGGGGGGCUGGCUGGCUGGCAGGGCAGUCUUCUUCCCCUGCACUUCGUCAGGUCAUCUCGGUCAUCACAGUCUCGAACGGGACUGUGGGGAUCUGAGGUUUUUUCCUGGACUUGUUCAGUCUGAACUCCUGGAUUCCUGAAGGGAGCCGGUCGGCCGAGCGGACAGCACACUGGACUUGUGAUCCUGUGGUCCUGGGUUCAAUCCCAGGCGCUGGCGAGAAACACUGGGCAGAGUUUCUUUCACCC
This is a messenger RNA of Procambarus clarkii (red swamp crayfish), 5163 nucleotides long. Its product is annotated as DNA polymerase eta. Gene Ontology annotation, biological process: response to radiation; error-prone translesion synthesis. NCBI's taxonomy places the organism in Eukaryota, Metazoa, Arthropoda, Malacostraca, Decapoda, Cambaridae. Gene Ontology annotation, cellular component: site of double-strand break; nucleus; replication fork. The record is from RefSeq and is a predicted model, not a curated record. Gene Ontology annotation, molecular function: damaged DNA binding; DNA-directed DNA polymerase activity.